Molecule: messenger RNA, 681 nt
Organism: Marmota monax (woodchuck)
Lineage: Eukaryota; Metazoa; Chordata; Mammalia; Rodentia; Sciuridae
Product: proline-rich protein 2-like
Exons: 2
Coding region: 1-681 (226 amino acids)
Source: RefSeq, a predicted model, not a curated record
AUGAGGCCCAUGCAAAGCGACCCGGCCGCCCCAGCACAGCCGCUGCAGGAGGCCGGGCUCCGCGCGCGCUCGGGCCGCCGCGGCAGCGCACGCACCCGGCCACGGGAGCCGCCGGGCAGGCGCAGAGGUGGGGCCGCCGCUCGCGCCGCCCGGCCCGGACCCACGGACGGCUCGGGCGGCCAGAGCGCGCCCCGCCCCGGCCCCGGCCCGCCGCCCGGCCCCGGAAGCCCAGCCCCGCGCCGCCCGAGCCUGCGCGGCGCCGGCGGGGGGCGCGGGCCGCACGUGCGCGCGGGCGGCGGCCGCGGCGCGAACAAAGCGCGGCUGACCUUCACCGGGCGGGGCGGCGGGCGCCGCGGGGAGGAGCGCGGGACGCCGUCCGCCCCGCCGCCGCCCGCCCUCCGCCCGUCGCCCCGAGCUCCGCCGCCACCCCGACCUCCCGGCCGCCCGGCCGCCCGCCGUUACCCGCAGACGCCGCGCGCCCGCACCUCGCGCCUCCUGCGGCAGUGGCGGCCGUGCCUUCGCUCGCUCCGGGCUGCGCCGCCGUGGCCGCCAACAACGCCGCCUCCGGUUGGCCGCGCCGCCUGGCUCCGCCCUCAGCGAGCAAGGCGGGCUACGAUUGGGCGAACGCAGCGCAAGUCAACUGGGCCUCGGCGCCGCGCGCGGGGACCAAUCAGGGGGUGA